This is a messenger RNA of Schistosoma turkestanicum, 531 nucleotides long. Lineage: Eukaryota; Metazoa; Platyhelminthes; Trematoda; Strigeidida; Schistosomatidae. The record is from the annotation of a GenBank genome assembly.
AUGACAGUUAGAACUAUUUUCGAAGGUGAUAUUUAUCUUAUAACUUGUCAGCGCAUUAAUUGGGAGAAACAAGUUCAGCUAGCAAUUGAAAGAACAGAACAAUUAUUAAUAAACGAUGAUCAGCUGCAAGAAAGAAGUACAAACCAAACAACUGAAGAAGUUCAACAGUCAACGGAUACUAAACCCUCAUCAAUCAAAGGUGAAUGCUUAGAUGAAACGGAGCAAACAAACAUCCGAAAUACCAUUUCAUUUCAUGAAAGUGUGACAGAAGCAGGAACAAGCUUGGCAGAUGGUUUUAACCUCCAAAACAAUGAUUUGAGUCCAAAUACAAAAAAAAAUGCUUUCUACUCAGUUAAGAAAAGUCGUCUUGUCACGUAUUAUAUUCAUUUUAUUUAUGCUUUGUAUACUAAUUUUAGGCAUAAUUAUUCGAGUACUUAAACCAUGGUCAGGUAAAUUUGGUGUAUACUGUACAUUUUUGAAUGGGACAUUCAUCUCUUUAAAAGAUAGUAAUGAUAUUUUCCUUAGAAAUUC